CUGGUUAAACCCUAGUGCACUUGAAGCUCUAAACCCCAAUCUCUCCUCUCCUCUCCUCUCCUUACAAUGGAGCAGGAGCAACAACGAAAGGAUCAAUCUUCACGAAACUCAAUCCCUAAAGAGCAGCAAAAAAUGCUAUGCGAAGAGUGCAAACAGAACCCAUCAAAGUACAAAUGCCCGGGCUGCUCUAUUCGCUCUUGCAGCCUUCCUUGUGUCAAAGCUCACAAACAACGCACUGGAUGCUCGGGAAAGCGGGUUCAGACGCAGUUCGUUCCUCUAUCUCAGUUCAAUGAUAAUAUCCUCUUAUCUGAUUAUAAUUUGCUUGAGGAAAUGAAGAGGGUUGCUGAUUCUUCUCAGAGAAUGAGAACAAAAUUGUGUGCAUAUUCUCAAUAUAAGUUACCAGCUCAUCUUCGAAGCCUCAAGGGUGCUGCUGCUGGCCGGAGGACAAAGCUUCUUUUUCUCCCAAGUGGAAUGUCAAAGAGGGUGAAAAAUCAAUCUCAUUACAACCAAAGGAAGAAAUUUAUAUCUUGGACAAUUGAGUGGCGAUUUCACACUACAGAUGUUACUUUAGUAGACCAUGGAAUACGCGAGGACACACACCUAUCCUCUGUAAUUGAGAAACAUCUAAAACCUGGACCAUGGAACCAUCAAUUAAGGCAAUUCUGUGAGGAGCAUCUGGAUUCUCUUAAGUUUUUUGUCCGUAAAUAUCCGAAGGGACCCAGGUCAGCUUUCUGUGAAUUGGACAUAAAGGCCCCUUUAAGGCAACAACUGGCCAAUGUUGUCAUUUUGGAGUAUCCUGUUAUUCAUGUUUUUCUUCCUUCACAAAGUUAUGAUUUUGAAGUUAUCAAAGAUGUGAAACCUGUCAGUCAUAGACCAGAAUCUAAGAAUCCUGUUCACAAUGAUCACCCAAGUCCAAAAGGCGUUGCCUUCAGGGAGGAGGAGGUAGAAGAAAAUAACGACUCUUCAAAUCCUCAGGUUUAUGAUUUCCUGAAAAAUGUAAUUUUGAGUCCGCUACCUGAAAUCCCUCAUCUGAAUACGUCUGAGAAAACUUUGUAUGAGCAAUCUGAUGCCUUGGCGAGAGAGGCACUGGACAAUAAUUCACAUUACAAUUCCCAGACCAUGGAACCAGGAAUUUUUGAGGAUAUGGACUUUGAUUUUGAUCAAGGCUUGAUGGAUGCAUACUCGGAUCUCAUUGGACAAGUUAAUCCUGAUGACUUUCUUGAUUUGGGAGGUGAAUUUCCUAAGGAAGAAAAGUUGGAAGAAAGGAAAGACGUGUUGAAUUCCAGGGGAGUUUCAUUGAUGCAAGAGGAAUUAGAAGAAGGGGAAAUUGUGGAGUAAUUUGUAUGCUGGAUGUGAAUUGAACGUUGAUGGUUGGAAUUUGAAGGAGUAGCUCAUGAAAAUUACUUCUGCCAUUCCAGUUUUAGAUUUUUGGUUCCCUUGUAGUGGGUAUGAAGCAGAAUGCAUUGGAUUUAUGGUAAGGCAAACAUUCUUUCCCUCGUAUAAAGUUUGUGGAUGCUAUUUGAUAUGCAUUAGUCUUUGUCACAUGUGAUCUCAGUCGGAACAUAUGACUUUGAUACCAGCCGUCUCAUCUCAUGCUUCCAUUUACUGGAACUGGCUACCAUUAUUCCUGAUAUGCACAUCCAAGGUACAUCCCUAAUGAAACUCAGAUGUUUAUCAUCUUUCAUCCCUUUGGUGGGGAUGGUCAGGUGGGUUUGGUUGCAGAACUUUCAUGGUUUUUUCACUUUGCUGGCGUUUUUACAGCAUAUACCUUACACAGUUUGUUUAUGGUGCCUGUGAAUUGAGUACAGAAUUUUAUUUUAGAAUUUGAUUCGAUUAUCAAACUUUCAAUCUAUCCCUUUUUGUAUUAAA
This is a messenger RNA of Manihot esculenta (cassava), 1869 nucleotides long. RefSeq names its product box C/D snoRNA protein 1. Gene Ontology annotation, biological process: maturation of LSU-rRNA from tricistronic rRNA transcript (SSU-rRNA, 5.8S rRNA, LSU-rRNA); snoRNA localization; box C/D snoRNP assembly. Gene Ontology annotation, cellular component: pre-snoRNP complex; nucleus. The transcript is spliced from 5 exons. Lineage: Eukaryota; Viridiplantae; Streptophyta; Magnoliopsida; Malpighiales; Euphorbiaceae. The coding region runs from base 67 to 1338 and encodes 423 amino acids. The record is from RefSeq and is a predicted model, not a curated record.